AUGGAUUUUGAUGAUAGCUGUCGUUUUCUGGAGAAUAAUUUUGAUCAAUUUUGCUUGGCGAAUUUACUUUCCCCAAAUGAUUUCGGAAUCAGUGCUAACAAUAUCAUUGAACAGAGCGAUGAUCAGCUUUCGGAGGUCAUUGAGAAUUUAAGAUCCGAUUUGAAUUCAUACAAUAACGAUGGAGUACUUUCACCGGAUGAUUCGUCGAUAUUCGAUACUGUUACACUUGACAAUGAUUUUAUCAAUCAAAUAUUGUAUGAUAAUGCUUCUCCAUCCACUAGUGAUUCCGGAAAUUAUUCACCAACAUGCUCUAAUUCAGAUGAUCAGAGUGCUUCUGAUAGUGAUCGAAUUACAAAUGUCGUCCAGGCAAUACAAAUACAUCAAUUAGAAUCGAAAUUUGCUGCAGUGCCUAAUCCAAGCCGCCUUAUUCCAGUUCAUAUCCCUGUUCAGCAGAUUGUAACGAAUGGUAAAAGUACAUCAAGUCAUCCAAUGAUUUGCAUUAUGCCGGCACAAACCCACGCUAGCUCUUGCAAUUCCCAACCAGCUGUCAAUCAAGGUAAGCAGCGCAUGCUGUCGCCAAAACAUGAGGGAUCAUCAUCAACAUCGAUAUUUGCAAGCGCUCCUGUUAAGAAUGUAAGAAUAGUUGUAUUUACUCCUGUGAAUAACCUUUUCAAUACAUUGUCAAAUGGUGUUGCACACCAUUUCGAGCCACAACGAUGUACCAAAGUGGAUGUUCAUUUUUCGGAUUACGAUCGUAAGAAGGAAGAUCGGAAAAUACGGAACAGAUAUUCGGCACAACUUUCACGAAUCCGGAAAAGAAAUGAAAUCGAUGAAAUGAAACGAAAUUUGGCUAAUAAAGAUGUCACUAUUGAAAAAUUAAAGAAUGAAAUCGAAAAUUUAAAAGGAACUAUUGAAACUUUGCGAAGAGAGAAUGAAAUGUUGAAAUUAAAAGCUAAUAAUCAAAGCAGCCCUGGUCAUUUAAGUAUGCUAGCUGGCGCUGUUUGCCUUUUCGGAUUUGUUUCGUUGUUAAAUUUGGACCCAGUUCGUGAUAUAAAAAGUCUUCCUGCAUUGAAUCUUGCGAAAUCAAAUGUAUAUUCGAUGCGAAAAAGAGUAAAUACUGGUCGAGCUCUUCUUUCUUUGGAUUAUCAUGGAGUUACGGAAUCGAGAGAAAAUUCACAGUCAAGUAAGAAGUCCGGUUUCUUAUCCCAUUCAAACCUGAACUAUUCGGUAAACUGCGAUAACAUGCAGAAGAAAUAUUUAAAUCAUACUGAAGCAAUGAAAUUGAAUAACGAUGUCUUUGCUUGGAUUAACAGACAUGAGUGUUUGCAAUUUAUGCAUAUUCGACGUAUAUUUCGUGUUCCAAUAUACAAAGGAUCGACUACUCCUAAUGUGACUAUAAAAUCCAUACGAGAUGAUGAACGGAGAAAAAUGGAUAGAGAAAAUCGCCGACAACGGACAGCAAUUGACAAAAUGGAAGCUGCGCGUUUGAAAGCGGUACGUGAACGUGCGUGGCGACAUAUCGAUAUGAUUAGCUCCAGUGCCGACAAUACAGCCAUUAAAUCGCAAGUUAAAACGAUGGAUUACGAUGUUAUGAGUCCAGAACAUUUCUCAACUAAUUGGUUGAAAGAUAAAACAGAUGCACUUACGGCUCUGGACAUGGAAUCGCAAUAUGCGGAACUUGCUCGGAAUUUAAAACAGCGCGAAGAUACACUUUACAUUGUUGCAAUGAAGAAUUAUUAUUUACUGCCGGCAACAGAUCGAAAUGGCAUUAUGCAACCACGUAUGGCUCUCAUUUUGCCUGCUCUAUCAUUCAAUGGUACAUUACCGAAUCAGGUGGCAAUGAUGCGUCUGGAAUGUGAUAUUACAGGAACUGGAUUGUUUCAUCUUCCAAGCUCACUUCUGCCUUUAUUUUAUGACCACUCAUCUCGCCAAUAA
Molecule: messenger RNA, 1935 nt
Organism: Acanthocheilonema viteae
Lineage: Eukaryota; Metazoa; Nematoda; Chromadorea; Rhabditida; Onchocercidae
Source: the annotation of a GenBank genome assembly